ACCGAGAUAAUAUUAGGAAGAUGAUGAAGUACAACCUAGAUGACUUAUUUCAAGAUCCACACAUUUUUGAGUGGUAAGAUGUCUAGUCCAGCCCAGGAAGUUAAAUUUUAGCAAACACUUACAGAAUUUCCUAAUACGACUUCUAGGCCUCCAUUAGUAUAUGAAGAACUCCAGAACGAUGGCUGGAAUUAUCUCACAGAAGCAGUUGUUGGGUCUAGAUAUGAAGCUAUUGGACCCUUCUUCAAGAACAGGAAAAUCAAGUAAAUACUGAUCUAACCCAGUAGGUUUCAGAAACAACUAUCUCUCUUAAAAUAACCAAAGAAGAGAAGGACUUCUUCUGAACCAAUAUCAUAGCAAGAAAAGGGUUGUGUUUGAAGAAGAUGUGAAGAAGGCAAUAGAAACUCCUUUAAAGUCUUCCGGAAGAAGGAACAAGAGCCGUAGGUUCAACCCUGCUUCUCUUGAAACAGCAAAGGUUAGACGGGAAAGAUUCUCCAUCACAGCUCUCAGGAAGGAAUUUGCGAAGAAAGCAGAGAUCACUAAAAAGUAUCAUAGUAGCAAAAACAAAGGAUUUGCCUCUCCAAAGAAAGUUAGAAGUACAGAAAGAAAAGGCAUCUCUCAAAGAAUCAGCACACAUGAGUAUUAUCCGAGUGUCGACAGAGAAAGUUCUGUUCAAAAUAACAAAAAAGCCAGCCAGCUCAAAAGCUAUUCAUUUUCAGAGAAAAAGAAGCUCAAUAAUGAUAUAAUAGAUUAUAAUUUCAGUAAGAUGUGUUUAUCUGUGAAAGUUUUACCAUUAUAAAUAGCCAAUCAGAUGAGAUCAGCUUUGAAGAACUCUUUCGCUACCUCUCCAGAUCAGAAAUCCCUGAGGUCUUUUAAGAAAAUCCAUAAAACUCCAAAGUUCAAAUUUCUGACGAAUUCUGGAAUAAAGGCACACAAGAAGGCUUUCAUGAAGAGUUUGAAGAAGAUAACAUCAGAGAAAUCACGUAGUUUUAUGAAUUUUGGGACUCUUCAACGCUCAGAGAAGUUGGGCAAGCCUAAACCAGACUCCAUGACAGUUUAUGGAUGCUAUUCGAAGCAGAGCAAAGAAGGCACCUAUACUCGAAAUUCCCCGAUGUUAGUGAAGGAGCCCUCAGGUACUACAUUAGCAGACACUGUCUCUCCACUAACUGCACAUAAAAGAUUUACUAGGAACAACAUUCGGUUCAAGAAAAUGAUAAAAUAAGUUGCUUUACAUUGAAAAAUCUCAAUUUAA
This is a messenger RNA of Moneuplotes crassus, 1249 nucleotides long. The record is from the annotation of a GenBank genome assembly. Lineage: Eukaryota; Ciliophora; Spirotrichea; Euplotida; Euplotidae.